GCGUUUUUCACAAAAUAUUUUAAUUAUAAUUUCAGUGAAAAGUUGUUUGAAGUAAAACAUUUAAAAUAUGGGCGAACAAAUGGAAGUUGAUGCAACAAAAGAAAACGGAUGUAAUGAAGUUGAACUUACCGAGACUGAAAAUGAAUUGUACGAUCGACAAAUUCGUUUGUGGGGAUUAGAAUCUCAGAAGCGUUUACGCACAGCCAAAGUAUUAAUAUCUGGUUUAUGCGGCGUAGGGGCAGAAGUCACCAAAAACAUUAUACUGUCCGGAGUACACUCUGUGAAAUUAAAUGAUGAUAAAAUUGUUACCGAAGAUGAUUUCUGUUCACAAUUCUUGGUGCCGCGUUCAGCUCUGGGCUCAAAUCGUGCUGAGGCUUCUAUUGAAAGAUCAAAAGCCCUGAAUCCUAUGGUGGAAAUAUCUGCCGAUACCGAGCCAUUAAGUAAAAAAGAUGUGUCAUUUUUCGAAGCAUUUGACGUGAUUGUAGUUAUAGGAGGGGUUAAUGAUGAGCUGGUGCGAAUUGACAAGAUUUGUCGAGAAAAGGGUAUCAAAUUUUUUGCUGGCGAUGUAUGGGGAACGUUUGGAUUUUGUUUUGCUGAUUUGCAAAAACAUCAAUUUGUAGAAGAUACAGUCAAACACAAAGUGAUUUCAAAACCACAUGAAAAAACCAAAACUGAACUGGUUACAACAACUGUACAACGUGAGCUGAAUUUCCCCGCUUAUGAGGAAACACUUAAGUUUGACAUAAAUUGUGCAACAUUCCAAAAGAAAUUGAAGCGUACAGGACCAGGCCUGAUUUUGUUGCGCAUUUUACAGAAAUUCCGCGAAACUCAUAAGCGUGAUCCCGGUUAUAAAUCCAGAGAGGAGGAUAAAAAGGAAUUGGAAAACAUUCGCAAUGAAAUCACUAAGGAUUCUGUUGUCCCUAAUGAAUAUUUUGAUCAUGUUUUCAGUCAAAUCUCACCAGCUGCAGCUGUUGUUGGUGGCGUACUGUCCCAAGAGAUUAUUAAGGUUGUAACUAAAAAAGAAGCUCCAAAUUGCAACGUAUUUCUUUUUGACCCUGAAACAUGCUGCGGUUUUAUAGAGACAAUUGGAACAAACUAAUCUAAUGAAUUUGUAUCGUAUUUUACCUUAUUACUUAACAAUUUACUACAAAAGCUAGAAAGAGAAACUAGUACUUUCUUUGAAAUAAAAAAUGUAUAUUUUUCAAAAAAAAAACACAUAAACCACAUUUGAAAUGUUUACAAUUAAA
Molecule: messenger RNA, 1247 nt
Organism: Calliphora vicina (urban bluebottle blowfly)
Lineage: Eukaryota; Metazoa; Arthropoda; Insecta; Diptera; Calliphoridae
Gene: Aos1
Product: activator of SUMO 1
Exons: 2
Coding region: 68-1099 (343 amino acids)
Biological process (GO): protein sumoylation
Cellular component (GO): SUMO activating enzyme complex; cytoplasm
Molecular function (GO): SUMO activating enzyme activity
Source: RefSeq, a predicted model, not a curated record